Ogataea parapolymorpha DL-1 is the source of this 1293-nucleotide messenger RNA. RefSeq lists its product as uncharacterized. The record is from RefSeq and is a predicted model, not a curated record. Gene Ontology annotation, molecular function: misfolded protein binding. NCBI's taxonomy places the organism in Eukaryota, Fungi, Ascomycota, Pichiomycetes, Pichiales, Pichiaceae. Gene Ontology annotation, biological process: protein quality control for misfolded or incompletely synthesized proteins. The transcript has a single exon. Gene Ontology annotation, cellular component: i-AAA complex. Bases 1 to 1293 code for a protein of 430 amino acids.
AUGAUCCGAUACGGUGCCCUCGCCCGCGCACGGCCGCUCCAAUUGGCCGUGCAGACACGCAGCAUCAUGAACAGACAACAGAAAGAGGAGCAGCGGUUUAAGGAACAUAUGGAGGCGCAGCGAAGAAAACGUAAGUGGUCGACCUAUAUCACAUCCUCAGUUGCCGUGCUUUUAGCAACCUCCGGCAUACUAUACAUCUGGCAGCCGUGGAACCCUUUCAGUACAGAGGUGAGCCGUCACUUGCGCAAGGGUCUGUGGCUAGAGACCAGCAAGAACAUCGAUUACUUAAAAGCGUUGGAACACUAUCAGGACGCCCUCAGGCAGUGCAGAAAGGAGGAAAUGGAUAAUUUGGAUCCACGGUACACGGGCAUAGUCUUGAAAAUAGCAGAGAUGUACGAGAAGCUGCAGAUGGUGGACAGACAGCGCGAGGUGUACCAGCGUCUUAGCGACUUUCUUUUUGCCAAGCUGGUCAACGAUGAGGUGCCUGAAGAGUGGAAGGACAAGGUGAUUCAGCGAGACCUGGUGGUGGCCACGCGAUUGGCAACGCUCGCUCCCGCGGGCCAGACGAAGCGUGUGAUGCAGGAAUUAUGGGAGCGGAUGGGUUACGCGGAACAGCAGACUGUUGCCAAAUUCCCAGUGCUACAUGUUCGCGGCGAGCUCGAUAUUCUGGAGGUGUUGCAGCUAGACUCGUGGUCUGCGAAAAAAAAAUUUAUAGAGCAGCAUCUGCCACAGGCAAAGAAAUUCCUGAGCCAAUGGAGCAUUGAAUGGCCAUGCUACAUGGAAGACCUUGUGCGGGCGCGCGAUUUGUACGCGACGUUGGCGAUGUUCACUGCGCCGGGGGACGUGGCUGUGAAAGUGUUGCAGUCGAACAUUUUUUUCAUGAAGAUCUCGGGGCUGGAGCCAAUCAAGAUGAGCACGGCGCUGCUGAACCUGGCGUCUGCGUACUACUUCAAGAGCGAGCAGCACGACUCCCGGAUUGGGCUGGUCGGGAACACAGACACGCUGGAGAAACAGAUGUUUGUGGAGCACGAAAAAACGGAGGCCCAGAAGGCGCGCGACAUGAGCGCACGGCUGUACCGCACGAUCAUCAGCCGGUACCAGGGCGAGGACGAAGACUCGCAUGUGUGUCAGGCGAUGUCGCUUUAUUCGCUGGGGGUGUUGAAUAAGGGCCAGAAGGAGGCAGAGACGUAUUUCAGCCGGGCACGAGAGGUGGCUGCCGAAUACGGGCUGGUGCAGGUGAUCGAUAAAAUCGACAACGAGACGCUGCUCCCAACACCAUUACAGCAGGUCUAA